ACAGGCUACCACGCGGUUGCCUAUCAAUUCUUUCCGCGCUAUCACUAAUUAUUUAAUUAUCGGCAAUCAGUGAGAUAACUUGCCUAUCGAUUCGCGAAUUAUCACCGCGUAUAGUACAGUUUUUCGGGAGUUAUUCAUAUCUCUGGUGGUUCUGUUUGUCAUUGUUUUGCUUUUGUUCCGCUGAGGUGCUUCAAUCUCAAUUAAUUUCUCCGUAUUUUCCUUCUGUCCGAGAGUGGUUGGGCAAAUAUUUGGAGAAAUUAUACAUGAGAAUAAAGUGCGUGCUGUGGGGAGUGAACGUAGUAACGUGGGAAGUGAAUUAGUUUUUUAUUUUUAUUUUUAUUUUUUUUAAUUUUCGAACAUUGAAGGUGUUUAGUGUAUUUUUGGUGACUAGGAUUCUGGAGGUACUUCGGGGACGCGACAGGAUCGACAAGCGGUGACUCUUCAGCUUCAUCCAAGUGGUCAUGUAAUGAUUUUUUCUGCAAGAAGUUGGCCAAAAAGGGUGCCACUCAUGCAGGUGUGAAUCGCGGCGUUCUCUUCUCUGCUUCUGAGGUCACAUCACAAAUACCAGGAAAAGGGGAAGUUCCGUGAGAGAUAAGGAAAUUUUUGUAUCGAAUUUUUGUUCUGUGGUGAAUCUCGAUUUUACGAGUGAAAAUAGGAGAAAAAAGAAGUCUUUGAAGGGAUAAGAAUGGUUCACACGAGCCAAAUGACACAGGGACUUGACCAGUCACCCCUUGGAAAUUAUGAUCCGGAUAUUCCGGCACGAAAGCACGUUGGUAUGGAGCGUCGAGAUCUGAUCUUGACAGCAAUAUUCGGUACAUUCGGCGCCCUCGGCGUCUUACUCGGCCUCGGUCUGGCUGCUUGGCUUUAUCUUCGGGCCAGAAGGUCCAAGGGGCGUGAUGGCAAUCUAGAAGACCAAAUGGAUAACGGCGAGGGUACCAGCUGCAGUCAGCCCCAGCAAACCAAGAAAAAUGGCUUUCUCAAUCUCAAAACACCAUUGAUCAGCACGAAGGCGUUUGGGGCGCAGUUAGAAACGACUGGAAAUCCUAGUAGCAAAUCACCGGCUGGGGGAAGCGGCGGUACUGGCGGCGCCGGAGGUGGCAGUGGAAUCGGUGGAGGUGGUGAACCACGCACUCCAACUGCUGGACCACAAAAUAAGCAGGUGGCGAACGUUAAAGGAGACCAUCCCUCGAAAGCAUUUUUACAGAAUAGAUCAAUCUCACUUGUGGAUAUGUACAUCGACAAUAGCGAGCCCAGCGAAAACGUUGGACAAAUACACUUUAGUCUUGAAUAUGACUAUCAAAAUAUAACGCUCAUCCUGCGCAUAAUACAGGGUAAAGAUCUACCAGCAAAGGACCUUUCAGGCACGUCCGAUCCGUACGUGAGGGUCACACUACUGCCCGACAAGAAGCGUCGUCUCGAGACUAAAAUCAAAAGGAGAACUCUGAAUCCAAGGUGGAAUGAAACCCUCUACUUCGAAGGAUACUCCAUACAAAAAUUGCAGAACCGAGUGCUGCACCUUCAUGUAUUCGACUACGAUCGAUUCUCCAGAGACGACUCCAUCGGAGAAAUAUUCAUGCCUCUUUGUCAGGUCGAUCUCUCUGAGAAACCGGCGUUCUGGAAGGCCCUUAAACCACCAGCGAAAGAUAAAUGUGGUGAGCUACUGUGCUCACUCUGCUAUCACCCGAGCAAUUCAAUUCUCACGUUGACCCUGUUAAAGGCCAGAAAUCUCAAGGCUAAAGACAUAAACGGAAAAUCAGAUCCCUAUGUCAAGGUGUGGCUGCAGUUUGGCGAUAAAAGGAUCGAGAAACGAAAGACACCUAUAUUCAAGUGCACCCUGAAUCCUGUGUUUAAUGAGGCAUUCUCAUUCGAUGUACCUUGGGAGAAGAUCAGGGAGUGCUCACUCGAUGUCAUGGUUAUGGAUUUCGAUAAUAUUGGGCGUAACGAGCUCAUUGGUCAUAUACUAUUAGCAGGUAAAAAUGGAAGCGGUGCCUGUGAGACGAAACACUGGCAGGACAUGAUCACAAAGCCAAGACAAACAAUUGUACAAUGGCAUCGUCUGAAGCCUGAGUAGGAAAGGCGAGGGAUCAUGGGCAAGCGUUUCUCAAAUGUAACAACAACAACUUACAAUUUCCCAACAGUAUCAGCGGCGUCUGUGGUUCGUGUAGUUCGUAGUGGCGUUGGUCAUUGUUCACCAGUCACACGUAAACGCAAGUGGAAGGAUGAUGAUGAUGCUAUGAAACCAGAUAAAACGCCUGAAAAAUUACCAGGCAUCGAGGCGGAGGGUAACUUGGUAGUCAGGCUCAUCAAGAAGAUAAAAAGGCGAAAGCGGGAAAUGAGGGAGUUGAAAAAAAGCGAGGAAAAUCCAUAAAACACCUCUCUGAAAUUUUUUUAAUGAUAAUGAAUGGAAAAUAAUUUUCUCCCCACCUACCCUCGAGCGACGCAAAUGGCCGUCCGGUGUUUGUAAAUAGCACACGCACACGAAUGAAUAAUGAGGAAAUUGGUGGAAUAAAAAGUAUUUCGAGCGUGGAGUUUUUACAUGAAAGAUUAUACGAGAAAAAAAAUUCAAUUACACGUUGGUUACCUGACAGAGCGCCCCAAGCGCUUCCGAGGAGGAAAAUUAUCCACGAUAUGUCUCCCGUGGAUACCCGUGAAUCUUUAUAUAACUUCGAUGUGAAUUUCAGACGCCCCAGAAUUGGCUGGAGUAGAAAGAGGAAAAAUGGGAGAAAAGAAAACCUUGCCCGCAGAUCCGUUUUUCGAGAUAAGAACAUUUUUCUAAUUGUAGGAUUUUUUCCCCUUAAAUAUGAGGAUUUUGUCGUUUAGUAAAACGAUACAUAUUGAAUAGUAACGUAAUAUGUUGAUUUGCAUUGCGAGUGUAAAAAGAGUUAAGAAAUUUUUACGAUUUUAGAUGGGAGUAUUAAGGAAAUUCGUUUGAAGUGAAGUAAGUAGUGAAUUUCUCGAAACUCUGCGUAUUAAUUUGAUUUUUUUAAAAUUAUGUUCGUGUUCUCUUUCGCUUGACCAUUCCUUUCGCAGUGAUGAAUGUCCUUGAAACGGAGAAGAGAGGGAAAAUCAUUCGGAAAAUGGCAUUCACCUGUCAUCGCAGCUUACUAGACUUAUUUUCCCCCUUUCGAAUGUUAAUUUUCUCCCUCGGGAUAGAAAAAACAUGAAGGGUGUAAUCCUGAGUUCACAAAGUGUCAAUUUAAAACUUGACUCGACUCUGUACUUCCCUGUCACCUACUUUUCACGAAAGUUGUCGCAGCCAAUGACUGUUUCGAAUAUAAUUGCAAAAUAAUCAACGCAAAGAUCUAUAAACAUGCAACUCCUCGCGUCUAAUAACUCUCCGCCGUCAUGAUCCGACGUUUGUCGCGGCUCCAUCGCUCGUGUAACCACAGAAAUCUCGCGAAAUAUCUACAAUUAUUGCUGUGCACCCAAUUAAGUCAACUAUCAAUUAUCAAUCUCAAAAUGCUAACAUCAAUCAGCAAUUAAUGACAUUCAACGUACAAUUAUCCUGAGUUAACAGUUUCGCUGGUGUGUCGAUACGAAACAAGAAGUCAAACUGGCUCGUAAGUGAAUCUUUUUGAUUAUUAAUAUAGCAAUCGAUAAAGGAAAGAAUAUUUUUGACGGAACUUUUGUAUUGAAACAAAAAAAAAUAUAAAAAUGAAAAAAAAAAUGGGAGAACGUGUGAGACACUUUUUGGGGUAAAGAAUUUCAGAUAAAAUUGUGAUCGGUGUACCUUAUCCAUGCACUAAUGAAAAAAUAAAUGAUUGAGGAGAGGGAGUGGAAAUAGUAUUAAUUACAUUGUACUCAGUAGUCUGCUGUUGUUAACAAUAAAACGUAGUAACGAUUUGUCCCUAUCUGAACAUUCCAAACGUGAAAAUUAUCAUCCAAAAUUUGUGUCAACAUGGAUUUCAUCAGUUCAACGGCUAAUGAAUGGCUAUCGUAAAAAAUCCCAGCUUAAUCCAAUUUAACAAAUCAACAAGUUAUUCAAUCGUUUACGCAGGCGUAGCUGAACCAUGGUGCAUUUUAAUUGAUCGUUGGCCGAUUUCGUAAGCUCACGAUAUAUUACGAAAUUGCGAUUACAAUCAUGAUAAUUAAAGUACCCGAGGAUUAUCCAAAUUUAAAAUUAAAAUUUUAAUGAAUAAUCAGCCUUCGUUUGAGGAUAUCCGAGUUUUUCUUGCAGACAUUCAUACAAAUAAUCAAUCUCCAGAAGCUGCGAAUGUAUUUAUAGAAGAAUUUCUCCUCAAAAACAGAUACCAAUUUUUAAAUAUUUCCUGGCCAUUGAAAAUGAACAGCUGAAUUUAUUUCCGAUGGAAGUCAAAUGGAAAUUCUAAUAUUCAAUUACAAAAUAAACCACACUAAUGAAAGAAUGUCGAAAGUACUUGGAUAUCCUCACUGUGACAGUUCAACAAAAUUACAAAAACCAAUGCCAAAUAAAAAAAAACAGAGAACCAGGAGCCAGAUUAGUGGAGCAGACACAUCGUCUCGAUUCAAGGUAGAAAACCAGAGCAUAAAAACUUGGCAAAUGUUGUGAAAUUAAAUUUCGAUGAGUUAUUAGGUUUUAACUGCAGCAGAGUCUCCCACUGUCUACUACUGUAUCGCUGAAUACCAUAUAAAAACCAAUUAAAAAGGUUAAACUAAUGUGCAAACUAUAGCAUAGAAAAAUUCUAGCGCAUUAAAGCAAAGAAACGACGAGAUGAAGAAAUGAAACGUGAAAAAUAGUCAUUAAUAUUAAACACGAUUAAAAUUAAGAUAAAUGGUUAUACAUAAUUAUAUAUAUUGUAAUGAAUAUUGCGUAGCACAAAAUGAAAAAUGAACAUUAGAUACUAUUUGUAUGUUAUAGUCUGUACAUACACCAUUAUCCAGAUGCGCUGGUCCAGGGCCUUCGAGAGAGCAUUGAAGCAUCUGCUCGUUGAUUGUCACUUUAUUUGGUGAACAAUUAAUUGGAGAAUAAUUGGACAUUGCAAGCAUUGAGGAUGAAAAAAAUUUGUAGUCGAUUACAUUAAUUCAGGUGGUUCAGCAUGUUUUUGGGAGGUCACUGGACCACGCGGAUACCGCUUGAGAAUAGUAUUAAAAAGUGAAAGAACAAAGAAGGAACAUGGGAAUAUCUAGAAUUCGUUUUAGGAUUAAAAUUUAUAUCGUGAUUGUAUAUCAAGGUACGGCUAACAGUCAGGUGAACUAAAAAAAACGCGAUUAGUGAAGAAGAAAUUAGUGAGGCAAGUGAUUUAACAAUGUUCGAUGUUACAAAACAAAUGAGAAAAUUAAUAAAUAAUGAAAACAAUUAAAGUUUAAAUAAAUGACAAAAAAAUGUUGUUGCGCUGUUUGCAUUGCGCAGGUUAAAAAUACCGUCAUUUGAAGAGUCUGGGGUUAAUUGAUUGAAUUUGAAAUUGAAUAUCUGACCGAUGUGGUACCUGAGUCACGAGAACUAAUUACUAUCAUGUUACUGAAGUUUACGAAUUAAUACACUGGAAAAAUUACUGUUUUCAGGAUAAAUAUUAUAUCGAGUAUAGGUUUGGAUUCAGUUCACUUUGAAAAAUCCAUUCUUUUCGCUUGUUUAAUUCUGAGGAUACGAUUAUUUCAAAAAGUGAGGCAAACAUACGCUAAUUUCAGACACUAGUUUUUCUAGUGUAAAUUAAUUAUACGAUUGAUUGUGAAAAUAUGGGACACAUGUCUUUAGGAAUAGAGACUCGUCUCCUUGCCUUUCGAGAAAGUCCGAAGUUCCUCGAACUUCGAUAAAAUGAUAAUUAAAACUGAAGAAGAUUAAUCUCAGGAGUGUGAGAAAUACCGUGUGCAUUUUGGGGAUGGUAAUAAAAAAAACCAAGGGGAAUCUAAAAACGUCAUAUUUUUUACUGUUAACUUUCUUUCCUCCGCGUGCAACGUUGCAAAGCUAAAAUGCUGUGAUUUUUCAAUUGAACAGACAGUGAAAAAUUCAUCCUUCCUUUCUACUACAAAUCCGAAAAUAAUUAGAAUGAGAGAUGGCAAAAAACUGCAUUCAAAUUUACGUGAUUUUUUCUGCGCAAUGAUUAAUUAAAGAAAAUAUAAAACACAAAAAAAAAUUAUGAAAACUGAGAGAUGAUAAAACGUAGCACGUAUCUGUUUUCAAUAUACUUGUGAACAAGUUGAGUAAUUUACGAAUCAAUCAUUAUUAAAAUGAUGAAUAAAGUACACAGAGAGCUGUGGAUGCAGUAAGGUCUUUUAGCAAUGUGAAUGUCACGCAUUCUUUAUUGUGUCCACAACAAAUGAAGCGAGAGAAAAAAAAAUUUUCAAGAAAACUAAAAUCAUAAUCGUGAUGCCAUUGUGCAUUCCGCCUGAAUAAUUAAGUCCUCUUUACGCUCUGAAAAGGACUGUAACUUAGUGUCCGCAAACUAUUUUUAUAUCGCUGAAUUUUCUCCUCACAACGCUCCUGAUGGUGAUGGAAAUAAUCAACAAAAGUGCAGUAUAACAAGAAUUAAAAAAAAGAAACUAAAUUUUUCACGCAUCAUGCUCUAUUCUUCUACGAACAUUUGAAAUGCUAUUGAGUGGCCUUUCAGCUCUAUUAAACAAUUUAUUUGGCUCAGCAUCUUUGCAAAUAAAACUAAACCAAUGUAUAUUCUUUUCAGAGCCUAAAGUAACAAAAAAAAAUUGUCAUACAGUGCCAGGUUAAAUCCGUGCGACGACACAUAGUCUGAUAUCGUUGUCUAGUUCAUUUAAAAAGAAGAGAUAAUUAAUGAAACGAGAUGAUAACAAUUAUUAAACUAUAUAUUAUAUAUACAGUGUAAAGUAUAAGCUGAAUUAUUUAGUUUUUUGUUAAGGGUGGAGGUAACUAGUGAAUCAUUUGUUUUCUCAUUAAUUGUUUUUCUAGACGAGGGCUCAAGUAGCUGAAAGACCUAUAUACUUAUUGUAUGAAAUAACGAGCUAACAUACCAGCGAGUGUCUACCCUUCAUAAAUGCAUAUCUCUCAUCUGUGAAACCAGCUCGUCGAGUUGCACUCGAAAUAAAAUAAAUAGUCAAUUUUUUAAUAUCUCAAAUUAUAGAAAUCAUCACCGGACAACUAGAUAUCGUUGAUUGUCCUAGAGUCCUCAAAUUCGAUUAGAAAUUUUCUUGAAUGUUUUGAUUUCGAGUGCAAAUGACAAAUUAAAAUGCAAUAGUAAAUAAUUGUCCCUGAGUGAUGUGCUGUGUCUAUAUCACAUAUUACGUUAGUGUUACGUCGUGCAGCCUAUGUCUAAAAAGCGCAAAUUUAGACGUCACUGACGAAAAAUGAAAAUGUAAGAAAAUCAAUUAAUCGUGUGUCCUCAUGAAUUUUUACCUUAAUCCCGUUAUUUUUUCAUUUGUUACGAAUUCUCGGAGAUAUAUGUAGAUAAGUGCGACGGAAACGUAUAUGUAAUUGAGGAUAAUGUUGCAAAGUCAAUAUAUAUUUCGUUAGCAGAGUGAAAGACUAUCUUUAUUUCUGUUGUAUUUGCAUGUUUAUUUUUAUCAGAUGAAUUGUACUGGCGCUUUGACAAUUGUGCAUCGAUAAUUCCGAUAGAUCCAGGAUUUACUACCUGGGGUAAUGUACAUUUUUAUCAUUCGCAUAUGUCUACUUCUUCCAGUGUUCGGUUGUUAGUGAAUCAAGCAAUAUAUUUUGCUCCUCACAAAGUUAAGUCUGAAUUGGAAAGAUUAUAUUUUGUCCUCUCAUAAUGAAUUUUGUUCGACUUGUCGAGCGAAAAAUCGUCCGGAGCCUCGAGUCAUGGCACAAAUUGUGUAAUUACUCCUUGUUGAGAAGAAGUACAACAAUUCGCAAAUGAUAAAAGAACUGAAGGAUCCUUCUAUAAAUAAAUUUAUCAAUUAUCUGAAUGUACAAGUACCCGCAUCACCACUUCCGUUGAGUCAUGAUGAAGAUAUCCCAUUCAUUCCAAUGACAACUGUACUUAUGUUUGAUAAUUGUAAUUCGCGAGUUGUGAUUUAUAUGAGCAGACCCAAGUAAUGAACGUAUAAAAUUGUUAGAAAACAUUAUAAAGGGUGAGAUGAGACCUUGGACUAAUGAGAAAUUUUCAGGGUUUAGGUCCUACGGAUGCAACUCCCCAUUCCAAUGAAAGCAAGAUUAAGAAUCAAUAUGAGGUUAAUUUAACAAUCCUUGGAAUGUUGCAUUUGAAUACCAUUUUAUCAUAAAAACCCAUGUUCUGUAAAUGUAUAGUGAUAAACGAUGAAAAAAAACAACAAUUAAGAAUCGAAGCAAAAUAAAAUUAUUGUAUGAAUCGUUUGUGGAAAUAA
This is a messenger RNA of Diachasmimorpha longicaudata, 8223 nucleotides long. RefSeq names its product synaptotagmin-7 (gene Syt7). The record is from RefSeq and is a predicted model, not a curated record. Gene Ontology annotation, biological process: calcium-ion regulated exocytosis; cellular response to calcium ion; regulation of calcium ion-dependent exocytosis. Gene Ontology annotation, cellular component: plasma membrane; exocytic vesicle. Gene Ontology annotation, molecular function: calcium-dependent phospholipid binding; phosphatidylserine binding; calcium ion binding. Lineage: Eukaryota; Metazoa; Arthropoda; Insecta; Hymenoptera; Braconidae. The transcript is spliced from 12 exons. Bases 686 to 2071 code for a protein of 461 amino acids.